AUGUCAACACAUAAAGAUCCAUUGGGCGAUUACGCUGCUGCCCCUUCAAAUCCUCCACCGCCAGCAUACAACGAAGACAAUAACGGAUUGUUUACGGAUAAUAGCGCCACCACCGGUGGUUCAAAUGUUCCAACAAAUCCUUACGAUGAUGAUACUCAAGCUCGAUCAUUUGGUGAUAACAUUCCUGAUGAUUUCAAAUAUUCUGUUAAUGUUGCUAGUUGUGAAUUACCGCUUAGACAAUUAUUUAUUAGAAAAGUCUACUCUCUUUUAGGGGUUCAAUUAUUUGCAACUUUAUUAGUAGGGUUUGUGAUUAGAAGUUCAAGUUCGAUUCAAUCAUGGUGUUUAAAUAAUCUUUGGGUUUGGUAUGUUAGUUUAUUCCUUUCUUUUGGAUUUUUAUUCGGUUGUUAUUUUAAAGCUAGGUCAUACCCUAUUAAUCUUGUGCUCUUGGGAGGAUUUACGUUUUGCGAAGCUUACGGAAUUGGGUUAGCUACCUCGUUAAUUGAAAGUGAUGUGGUAAUAAAUGCCGUUUUAUUAACAUUCAUAAUUUUCAUUGGAUUGACAUUAUUCACAUUCCAAACAAAAUAUGAUUUUACAGCUUGGGAAUCAUACGCUGGACUAGGAGUAUGGAUACUUUUUGGAUGGGGUUUUCUCAUGAUGUUUUUCCCAAAUCAAUCAAGUUUUGUUGAAAAUUUAUAUGGAUUAAUAGGUUCAUUGAUUUUCUGUGUUUACAUCAUAAUUGAUACUCAAAAGAUUAUGACAGUUAAUCAUUUAGAUGAUGAGAUUAUAAGUUGUAUUCAAUUAUAUUUGGAUAUCAUUAAUUUAUUUUUGUUUAUUUUGAGAAUAUUAAACAAUAAUAGAAAUGACUAA
Messenger RNA from Scheffersomyces amazonensis, 867 nucleotides. RefSeq lists its product as uncharacterized. The record is from RefSeq and is a predicted model, not a curated record. Lineage: Eukaryota; Fungi; Ascomycota; Pichiomycetes; Serinales; Debaryomycetaceae. The coding region runs from base 1 to 867 and encodes 288 amino acids. The transcript has a single exon.